AUGGAAGAAAUGAGAUCUUUGUUAGAUUCCCUUAUGGGAAAGGACAGAAAUGAAACUGAUUCAAAGAAAAAAUAUUCAUUUAAAGAUGAAAAUGUAUGCAAAUAUUAUUUAAUUGAUUUUUGCCCUCAUGACCUUUUUCCCAACACCAAGAGUGAUAUAGGAAGGUGCAAAAAUAUACAUUCAGAUAUAUUAAAAGAACAAUUGGAAAAACAUGAAGAUUAUAAAUAUUAUUUAGCUAAAUAUCAGCAGAUGUUUAUGAAAACGUUGGAAAGGAUUAUAGAUGUUGCUGAUAUGAAAAUAGAAAAGACUAAAGAAAAAUUAAAACAUAUGUCAAAUACUCCAAAUAAUACUUCUGAUAAGAAAACAAAAAUUGAAAGUAUAAAUAGUCACAUAUGUGAUUUGCUAAAGCAAUCUGAAGAAGCCGGGGAAAAGGGAGAUUUAAAUAAGGCUACUAGUUUUAAUAAUCAAAUCACCAUGCUUCAGGAAGAAAUUAAGAGGUUAACAGAAGAAAUGCAGAAAUCAAACGAUGGAAAUUUAAAGGUUUGUGAAAUAUGUGGAGCUAUGCAAGCUGUUGGAGAUAUGGUACAACGUUUUGAAAACCACAUAAAUGGAAAACAACAUUUAGGUUUCGAUAAAAUAAGAAAUACGUUCAAUAAACUAAAAGAAGAAACAAAGGAAAGAGAGGAAAUUAUAGAAAAAUAUAGGAAAACAAGACACCAUAGUAGUGAUAAUCGUCAUUCAAAAAGAGAUAGACAUCAUCAUAGAGAUUAUUAUGAGAGAAGAAGUUCAAGACAUAAGAAGUCAUCCGAAAGAUAUCAUAGAAAUCAUCAUUCAAAUAAAAGAUCAAGAAAGAGGUCACAUUCAGAUAGAAGUAAAUCAAGUAGUGUUCAUCAUUCAAAUAAGAAAUCAAGAAAAAGAUCACAUUCAGAUAGAAGUAAAUCAAGUAGUGUUCAUAAUUCAAAUGAGAGACAUAAGAGACGUUCAGUCAAAUAUGAUAUAGAAGAUAAUUAA
This is a messenger RNA of Plasmodium reichenowi, 1011 nucleotides long. RefSeq names its product U1 snRNA associated protein, putative. Gene Ontology annotation, cellular component: U2-type prespliceosome; U1 snRNP. Bases 1 to 1011 code for a protein of 336 amino acids. The transcript is spliced from 8 exons. Gene Ontology annotation, biological process: mRNA splice site recognition. Gene Ontology annotation, molecular function: mRNA binding. The record is from RefSeq and is a predicted model, not a curated record. NCBI's taxonomy places the organism in Eukaryota, Apicomplexa, Aconoidasida, Haemosporida, Plasmodiidae.